UCCAAUCAGAUAAUAACAAAUUUAACUUCAGCUUCAACAUUAACUGGGGUCUCCACCUGAACAAACUAAAAAAAAAAAUGGAUGAAGCUGAAGAUCUGCAACUGAAGUCUGACACACAAACAGGGGAGAGAGCACCAGGUGGCCAGGACCCAACCUUCUUAUAUACUAAAGAAGACAUAGGAACACAAGUCAAAAAAAAUAUUUUGUCUCGUCAUAAGAGGGCAAAGUCAUUUCAGAAAUUCAAGAAUAAACGGGUUGAAGAAUCCUUCAAACAAUAUAAAGUCAGGAUGACUUCAAGACAAUGUGCACUGAAAAAGAAAAAUUCUGUCCCUGUGAAAGAAAAUGAGAAAAAAAUGAAUGAAACUAUGGAUCUGCCACCAACAUUAGAGAGAGCAUCAAGUGACCAGAACCCAACUAUCCUAUUUACUGAGGAAGAUAUGGCAACACUAGCCCAACAAAACGUCUUGCUUCGUCAGAAGAUGGCAAAGUCAUUUCAGCAAUACAAGAAUAAAUGGGUUGAAGAAACCUUCAAAAAAUAUAAACUCAAAACUGCUUCAAGACGUUAUGAAGCGAAGGACAAAAUUUCUGUUAUUGUGACAGAAAACAAGAAAGAAAUGGAUGAAGCUGAGGAUCUGAAAGUGAGCUGUCAUACUCAAACAGGAAAGAGAGCAUCAAGUGGCCCCGACCCAACCCUCUUAUUUGCUGAAGAGUUGGCACAAGCCCACCAAGGCAUGCUGCAUUGUCAAAAGUUGGCAAAGUCAAUUCAGGAAUACAAGAACAAAUGGAGUGAAGAAAACUUCAUAAAAUGUCAGCUCAAGGUGAAUUCCAUAUCUUGUGAAGAGGAGAAAAAUUAUGUCUCUGUGUCAGAAAAUGAGUCUGAUACACAAACAGCAGAGAGAGUAUCAGGAGACCAGAAACCAACCUGCUUAUUUACUGAAGAAGAGAUGGCAAGACUAGCCCAGCAAAACAUCUUGCUUCGUAAAAAGAUGGCAAAGUCAUUUCAGCAAUACAAGAAUAAAUGGAUUGAACCAACCUUCCAAAAAUGUCAUGUUCGUGUGACUUCAAAUCCUUAUGCAGAGAAGGAGAAAAUUUCAAUCACUGUUACAGAAAAUGAGAAAUUUGUGCCGCUGAGAGUGCAAAACACUGGUGUCGAACGUGUGUAUUUCACCUUUAAGCCCUUUGAUUUUGUGAAAAACAUUUUCACUAUCAAAAGUCAGGAUGGAAACAUUAUCAAAACUAUCAAAGACCACCUUCUCAGGCCAGGAGAAUCAUACAGAAUGAAAAUUCAUUUCUCCUCCGACCACUCCGGCCUCUUUGAGCAGCUGCUAGUCUUUAAGUUUAAAAGAGACUGUCAGCAGUCAGAAACAUUUGACAUCAUGCGCCUCUUGGAGGUCAUCCGUCAAACACCUCAGAAUGAGGACUCUCAAGCCAGAUCAGAAGUAGAGAAGAGCUUUCAGACUGCGAAGAAGACAUCUCUGACAGGAUGUGAGGUCUUUCUGAGACCAGUGGUGUAUCUCAGGAAAUAUUUAUUGCCUAAGAACAUUGCAAACAUCAAAGGCAUAGAUAUAGAUUUGGAGAAAAAGCCACUUAAUUGGAGGAACUACUCUUGGCGAUUUCACUUGCUUCUUUAUCUAGAGGAGUACGCAAUUUCUACCGAGCUUGAGAAAUGCAACCAAGAAGAUAUACUUGUUGUCACUCAUCAAAGUGAAAAACGUAUACUGAUUUUAAAGGCGGAAGAUGUCUCAAACAUGUCUAAUGUUGUUCUGACUGGAUGCAAGGCACUGGUGGCUCCGUUGAAACAGCAGGGUGACAAGAUAUACAAAGGAUGGGUCGAUGAUGUGGAUGAGGAGCAAAUCUACAUUAGAUUUGAGGAAAUGUUUCCAAAAGAAUACGAUGUAGGCGUGAGGUGCAGCGUUGUGUUUUCACUUCAAAGAAUACCACUACGUAUGCAACACAGAGCAGCAGCACUAGCGCGCAAGCAUUUACUAAGGGAUUUACUCUUCCCUGUUGGGCUAUGUUCUGCAUACAAUUCAUGCCUUGUACCUGUUAUCCCAAAAUGCUCCAGUUCACCAAUGAUUGAAAACAACCCAGAGCAACGAAAGGCUAUUCGACACAUUCUAGCCCGUUCUGCAAAACCUGCCCCUUACCUCAUAUUUGGUCCACCUGGCACAGGCAAAACAGUAACUUUGGUUGAAGUCAUCAAGCAGAUUGUGUCAACUCAAGACUCCAAAAUCCUGGUUUGUGCACCCUCCAACAGCGCAACAGAUUACCUCUGUGAGAGGAUCCUGGAAGAAAACAUUGUACCCCACAAAGUGUUUCGCCUUUACUCCAUAAGCUACAAAGUGGAAAAGAUCCCUCAACAUGUGAAGAUGCACUGUAGCUUUAAUGUUGCAACAAACUCUUUUGAGAUACCGACCAAAAGGGAGCUGAUGACAUACCAGAUCAUGGUCACCACCCUUCAAACUGCUGGAAGACUAGUGACAGGUGGCAUUCCUCCAGACCAUUACAGUUACAUCAUUGUGGAUGAAGCAGGCCAGGCUAUAGAAACAGAGUGUUUAAUUCCAAUAGCUGGAUUGCUGAAACCACAUAGUGGCCAAGUGGUUCUGGCAGGUGACCCGAAACAGUUGGGACCUAUUAUUUUAUCAAAAAUAGCAGAGAGAAACGGCUUGGGUGUGUCCAUGCUGGAGAGACUAAUGACGGAUAUCAGACUGUACAAACAACACAAGAUCAACGGCUUCAACAGUCGCUAUAUGACUAAACUACUCAGGAACUAUAGAUCUCAUCCUGCGAUUCUGAAAAUACCCAAUGAGUUGUUCUAUGACUCCGAACUCCAGUUCUGCAGUUCCCUUGAGGAUUGCUUGUAUAGUAACUGGGAACUUCUGCCAAGGAAGGAUUUUCCUCUAAUGUUCCACGGGGUUGCAGGCAUGAAAGAACAAGACCUCAACAGCCCAUCUGUUUACAAUAUGGCUGAGGUGGAUGUAUUGAAGGAAUACUUAAAAUCCUUAAUCAAAUAUCGCCGCAGAAAUGGUCUAGACAAAAUUGGACCCAAGGAAAUUGGCAUUGUUACUCCAUACUCAAAACAAGUGGAGAAGAUUAAUGCAGCCUUUCACAAAGACAAGGAUCUAGUCAAAGAGGACUUGGAGAAUGUCCUGGUUGGCACGGUUGAGAUCUUUCAGGGUAAAGAGUCAGAUGUGAUCCUGAUGUCCACGGUGCGCAGCAAUCCCGUCCUGACUGCACCUAAUCAACAUUUCAGCUUGGGCUUUGUAAAGGAUGAGAAGAGAUUCAACGUGGCAAUGACUCGAGCCAAAAACCUGCUGGUGGUGGUUGGAGACCCCAGAGUCCUGGAAAUAGAUCCUGUGUGGAAUAAGCUUAUCCAUUACUGUUUAAAAGAAAGAGCAUACCGUGGCAUCAAUAUUUAUGAUCUGAAGGAAGGCACAGAGGUUGCUGACCUUUCCCCAAGCUCUGGCUGUCAGCAGAAAGUGAGACCAAAGGUCGCAUUCAGCUGGUAGAAUAAAAAGCAUUCAACACAGAAAUAAACUUCAUCCAAACCCUGUUUCACUAUUUCAUUCUGA
Molecule: messenger RNA, 3572 nt
Organism: Poeciliopsis prolifica (blackstripe livebearer)
Lineage: Eukaryota; Metazoa; Chordata; Actinopteri; Cyprinodontiformes; Poeciliidae
Product: putative helicase mov-10-B.1
Exons: 28
Coding region: 78-3509 (1143 amino acids)
Molecular function (GO): ATP hydrolysis activity; 5'-3' RNA helicase activity; RNA binding
Source: RefSeq, a predicted model, not a curated record